AUGAAGGCGAACGGCAGCAAGAGCAUGUCGGCGCACCUGACGUGUAACCUGGCGCCCAGCCGCGGCGCCGGCGCCGGCGACGACGGCCCGCCGCAGCCCCAGACGGCCACCUGCUGCACGGCGCUGCAGCGAGGCUUCCCGGCGGACGGGAAGCCGACGCAGUCGCGGUUCGCCCCGGUGAGGACGCCCGGCUCGGCGGCCAUGAUGCUGCACGCCGACGACAACGGCCCUAUAGAGGAGGAGGAGGAGCCGGAGGAGGGGGAGGGGCAGCAGCAGAAGCAGGCCACGACGCCGACCAAGAGGGCGGAGACGAUGAUCAAGAAGAUGGUGCGCAAGUGCAAGUCGUCGGUGGCGGACGUGGACGUGGCGCGGCUCGGCGACGGGGCCCCGCAGACGCCGCGUCUCCGGCGCAGCGGCGCCAUCCGCCGGGACUGGAGCUUCGAGGACCUCCGCGGCGGCAACAACGCCGCCUAG
Aegilops tauschii subsp. strangulata is the source of this 474-nucleotide messenger RNA. The record is from RefSeq and is a predicted model, not a curated record. NCBI's taxonomy places the organism in Eukaryota, Viridiplantae, Streptophyta, Magnoliopsida, Poales, Poaceae.